GGGGAGCGGCAAUUCAAAUUGGGGGAAGAAAGGAACAAAGAAAUCGAUACGGAGAAUAAACGCGAUGCCACCAUCGUCGCGUCUUCUCUAGGGUUUCGUCCAUACUUUUUUACUCUUUUUUCCUCACUUUCCCCAUUUCUUCAUCGUAUUCAAAUUUCAAAUUCAUACUUCGUGUACGGGGCAGAAAUUCGUGUUUUUUCGACCUUUUGUUUAUUGUAACUUUUUAUCUUCACUCCAUCCCUUGUAAGUUCAUCCCGAUCUGCGGUUAUCUGAAGUUUUGAUUUCUUUGCUCCAACGAAUUGAAAUUGGUUUGCUCUGACAUUGUUGCUUCUGUACCGGAUUUGGAUUAACUGGUGGCUGGUGUAAUUAAAGAAGCCGACUGGGGAUUGGUUGAGAAAAGGAAGGGAAAGGAGGAGGAGAAGGUGAUUGAUGUUUGUAUAAUAUUAGAGCUUGGGGACAAAAGAUAUUCAAUCAUUACUCAUCAAAUUCAAAGGUUGUGAUUUGGGUUUGGUAGUUCAGGGUUCCUUCAUCGUUUGCUUGACCAGCAUAAUUUUCCGGCCAGCUCGAACCUGAGCUCUUGAUGAGAAACGAUGCUGUCGAAAGUUGAUUCAAAGAAGAUUGGGAGUCGCUCUGGGAGUGAGAAGUUGUUGAAUGAGAUAGAGACCAUAAACAAAGCACUUUAUCUGAACAAAAAUUUAUCUAAGAAUUCAAAUCCUGUAGCUAAUAUUCGACAAAGACAUACGGGUAAAACCAAUUUGCCCGAUCCCAAGUUGAAGCCAAAAAGCAGUAAUGAAGAUCCAACACGCAAGGAAAAGAAAUCUAUUUGGAGUUGGAAGUCUUUAAAGCCGUUCUCCCAUGUUCGAAACCGCAGGUUUAAUUGUUGUUUCUCUCUCCAAGUUCACUCGAUUGAGGGGUUACCUUCUGAUUUGGACGAUUUUAGUCUAAUUGUAUUCUGGAAGAGGCGGGAUGGCUUAUUGGUAACUAACCCUAAGAAGGUCGUACGGGGCAAGGUAGAAUUUGAAGAGGUGUUGAACUGUACUUGUACAGUACAUGGUAGUGGAAAUGGACCUCAUCAUUCUGCAAAGUAUGAGGCCAAACAUUUUUUACUCUAUGCUUCUGUAUAUGGUGCUUCAGAGGUUGAUUUGGGGAAGCAUCGGGUUGAUCUCACAAGGUUUCUUCCCCUAACAUUGGAGGAGUUAGAAGAAGAAAAGAGCUCCGGAAAGUGGGCUACAAGCUUUAAAUUAUCUGGUAAGGCUAAAGGUGCCACAAUGAAUGUUAGUUUUGGAUACACAGUAGUAGGUGAUAAUUUACCCGCCCCUGGAAAUCAUAUCGGUGAUUCCGUAAAGGGGAAGCAGAAUAAGUAUGAUAUUGGGAAAUCCGAGAUGGUGGUUGGUGAAUCUGGUAGUAGAAGCAGAAUACAGAAUACUGAGAGUAUUCCUAGAAAGAUGAACUAUAAUUCUCUUGAAUCAUCCCAGACGGUAGAUGAUAUAAAGGAUCUUCAUGAAGUUCUGCCAGUACCUCAGUUAGAACUUGCCAAGUCGGUAGAUCUAUUAUACAAAAAAUUUGAUGAUGGUAAAUUGGAUGCUUCAGCGGACAGCAACCCUGAGUUCAAUGGAUGUAUUGAAGAUUCUCAUCCAAUGAAAUCUGAUUCUUACCUUUCUGCCCCCGAGAAAGAAAAUUCUGAUGUUGAUUGUGGAACCGAGUUCUCAUUCAUUGAACGAGGGAUUGAAGUGUCUUCUGAGGAACAGGUGGAGAAAAUUGAAGUAGGGGUUGAAGUGUCUUCUGAGGAACAGGUGGAGCAAAUCGAUGUAAAAGAUGUUGAUUCCUCUACAGUUGGAUGCCCUGUUGACAAUGUAUCACCGAUGGCUCAUGAAGAGGGUAGCAGGGUUACUGCAUGCGAUGGUUUUUCCAAUGGCGAUGAUAUUUAUACCAAAGAAUCCAUCCUGAAGGAGUUGGAGUCAGCUUUGAGUUGCGUGUCUGAACUGGAGUCGGCAGCAAUGGAGUCUCCUGAGGAAGAGCAUUUGAACUUAAAAUUUAAGUCAAGUGAUGAACCAACUGAAGAGGGCAUGUCCCUUGAUUUAGAUGAUGAAUUUUUGGAAAGUAAAGGGAUCCCCCUUGAUUUAGAUGAUGAAUAUUUGGAAAGUGAUUUCUUACGUAUGUUGGGGCUUGAGCAAAGUCCAUUUGGCUUGAGUUCUGGAAGUGAGCCAGAGUCUCCAAGAGAGCGGCUAUUACGACAAUUUGAGGAAGAAGCUGUAGCAGGUGGUUAUUCUCUGUUCAAUUUUGAUGAUGAAGAUGAAAAUUAUUCAGCAUAUGUUUAUGAUUUUAAUGCAAGUUCUGAGCUCGGAGACAUGGCUGAUACAGCUUUUGAUAUGCCAUCGCCUGUAAAUGCUAAUGAAGGCAUGUGCUUCGUAGAUGAUGAAGCAAUGAGGAGUAAGAUGAAGGCCAAGAUGUUGGAAGAUUUGGAGACAGAGGUUUUGAUGCACGAGUGGGGCUUGAAUGAGGAAGCCUUUCAACAGUCGCCAUCGAGCAGCUCUCAUGGGUUUGGAAGUCCAGUUGAUAUGCCUUGUGGAGACCCAUUUGAAUUGCCUCCUCUUGGAGAAGGACUGGGUUCAUUUAUCCAGACAAAGAGUGGAGGUUUUUUGCGAUCUAUGAAUCCUGCAAUUUUCCAGAAUGCUAAGAGCGGUGGGAACCUGAUUAUGCAGGUUUCUACCCCCGUGGUAGUACCUGCCGAAAUGGGUUCGUGUGUAAUGGAGAUACUACAGCGUCUGGCCUCGGUUGGAAUUGAGAAACUUUCUAUGCAAGCAAAUAAGUUAAUGCCUUUGGAAGAUAUAACUGGGAAAACAAUGCAACAAGUAGCGUGGGAAGCUAUUACUACUUUGGAGGGUUCUGAGAGGCAAUGUGCGCCUCAGAGUGAACCGGUGUUUGAGCAAGAUCCAUUUGAUAGACGAAAAACUUCCAUGGGCAGAUCAUCUGGUUCUAGGCACGAAACGUAUAGUAAAACCUGUAAACAUGGUGAGCCCGAGACGGAAUAUGUAUCCUUAGAAGAUGUUGCUCCUCUAGCCUUGGACAAGAUUGAAGCCCUUUCAAUGGAAGGGCUGAGGAUACAGUCAGGAAUGUCUGAGGACGAGGCACCUUCUAACAUAAGUGCACAGUCUAUAGGAGAAUUUUCAGCUCUUCAGGGCAAGGGAAUCGACAUUAGUGGGUCGCUUGGACUGGAGGGAACCGCUGGAUUGCAAUUGUUGGACAUAAAAGACAAUGGUGAUGAUGUUGAUGGAUUAAUGGGUCUUUCUCUCUCUCUUGAUGAAUGGAUGAGAUUGGAUUCUGGGGAACUUGAUGAUGAAGAAAUUAUCAGUGAACAUACUUCUAAAGUACUCGCUGCUCAUCAUGCUAAUUCCUUGGACUUCAUUCGUGGUGGCACAAAAGGAGACCGAAGGCGAGGAAAGAGUUCUAGCCGAAAGUGUGGUUUACUGGGUAACAACUUCACCGUGGCACUCAUGGUACAACUCCGUGAUCCGUUGAGAAAUUAUGAACCAGUUGGUGCCCCAAUGCUUUCUCUUAUCCAAGUGGAGAGAGUGUUCAUCCCACCAAAACCCAAAAUAUACAACACGGUCUCUGAGAUACGAAACAAAUAUUAUGAUGACGAUGACGAGAUCAUUGCAAGAGUAGAGAUAAAGGAAGAACCGGAGGAGAAAGCUUCUGAACAACAACAAGGCAUUCCUCAGUUCAGAAUCACAGAAGUUCAUCUCUCGGGUAUCAAAACUGAGCCCAAUAAGAAACUCUGGGGUACCUCGACAUCCAACCAACAGAAAUCUGGUUCACGAUGGUUGGUUGCUAACGGCAUGGGAAAGAGCAAGAAACAUCCGUUUAUGAAGACAAAGGCUGCUCCAAAGUCGUCGGCUCCCGAACCAACGAAGGUGCAACCUCCUGGGGAUAAAGAUAAAGAUUCCUUGUGGAGCAUCUCAUCUGGGUCUAAAUGGAAAGCCUUUUCCGCAUUAAAUCCACUUGUAAGGAACCCAAAUGUUGUAUUCCCUAAUGAAAAAUUCCGGUUAAGGUGAGGGAGGAUGAAUUGCUUGCUAGCAAUUGAGCUGUUCUAUGUACAAAUAUUAGUCCUUCAGGUGGAGUAUACUCAUGAAAGAGGUAACCCAUCAGUUCUAAGAACUACGGGAAGAAUCUGUAUUUGAUCUAUAAAUAUACACAAAUACUUAGGUCGAGUGGUUUUCAUCUGUACUAUGUGAUUUUGGAUAUGUCAGCAAUUUUUUUGUACAAUAAUUUAGGGACGUGUAUCAAACUUCCGACUUGAGGUAUGGGGUCCAUGUUAAUUGAUGUGAAGCUUACUUUUUACUUUUUA
Cucumis melo (muskmelon) is the source of this 4348-nucleotide messenger RNA. RefSeq names its product protein PLASTID MOVEMENT IMPAIRED 1-RELATED 1. Lineage: Eukaryota; Viridiplantae; Streptophyta; Magnoliopsida; Cucurbitales; Cucurbitaceae. Bases 591 to 4055 code for a protein of 1154 amino acids. The record is from RefSeq and is a predicted model, not a curated record. The transcript is spliced from 4 exons.